Molecule: messenger RNA, 891 nt
Organism: Diaporthe amygdali
Lineage: Eukaryota; Fungi; Ascomycota; Sordariomycetes; Diaporthales; Diaporthaceae
Product: coagulation factor 5/8 type domain-containing protein
Exons: 2
Coding region: 1-891 (296 amino acids)
Source: RefSeq, a predicted model, not a curated record
AUGCUGUGGCACCGCUUGGCAUACACCUUGCUCUCUACCCUGCUCUUCGCGGCGUCCAAUCCCGUCAACGCGGCCUCGACAACCGCGAUCUUCCUCUUCAAGGAUGUGUUGCAGUCCAACACCACGGCACUGAAGACGUCUGGCUUCAAUACACUGCUCAUCUUCCGCAUUGGCGUGCUUGCGAAUGGCGACUUAGUCUACUACUCUACCGGCGGUGCUGGCGAGGCUGUUGACGCCCCCGUCAUCACCGGGGGCGAAUAUGUGGGAGGAUCAGCCCUCGCCGACAAGGUGAAGUCCUUCAAGACUGGGCAGACCCUCAUCGACCGUGUGGAGAUUUCGCUCGUGUCACACGACGCGACAUUUGUCAAUAUACGCAACCUGAUCAACGGGAAUGGCACCGGUGCGGACACGCCCCUGUACAAGAAUUUUGAGUUGCUGAGGACUACCUGGGAUCUCGACGCUUUCAACAACGACGAUGAGUCCGUCUACGAUGUGUCUAGCACGGUGAGCUUUGCCAAGCUACUCGGUGACAUCGGGUACAAGUACUCUAUCGCGCCUUACACCAACACCAACUUCUGGACGAGCGUGGUGCAGCAGUUGCCCGGCCUGCUCGACCGCGUUUACCUCCAAGUCUACGAUGGUGGGGCUGGUAACAACCCCGGAACAUGGCAGGACGCUCUCGGUCUAAAGGUGACUCCUCUUGUCUGGGUAACCAACGACGCGAAGCCGAGUCAGGGCACCACGCCUGAGCAGGCUCAGGCGAAGUUCGCCAACUGGAACGCUCAGUAUUCCACAGAUGGGGGAGGAUAUUGGAAUGAUUACGAUAUCGAGAAGAUGAACUCUUCUUAUACUGCGUAUGGCCAGGCAUUAACAAGUGUCUUUACUUCGUAG